AUGUAUUUAUUUUUAAGUAACCUGUCCAUUUUGGAUAUUGGUUUUGUCAAUAUCACUUUCCCUAAAAUGUUGGAAGGUUUGCUGCCUGGUGGAAAGACCAUCUCAUUGUUGGCUUGCCUUGCACAGUCCUAUUUAUUCUUCUUAGAGGGAGUAAGCAAUUUCCUUCUCUUGGCUUUUAUGUCCUUUGACCGCUAUGUAGCUAUAUGA
Molecule: messenger RNA, 207 nt
Organism: Staurois parvus
Lineage: Eukaryota; Metazoa; Chordata; Amphibia; Anura; Ranidae
Source: the annotation of a GenBank genome assembly